AUGUCAUCUCCUGCAUGUUCAGCCGUAAGCAGCCCAACGAUAUCAGACCAACCAGAUGAUGUUGAAUCAAACCUGUCUGUCCUGUACGAGGAGCGACCAUUGCUGGACUCGACGGACGAAAUUUGGGCACCACCCAAAGGAUUUCUUUGGGUCCAGAUCGCUAUCAUGUCGAAUGUAUUUCUUUCCGGAUUCGAUGGCACCAUCACGGCCUCAACGUACGCUGUGAUUAGCUCGGAAUUCAACGCCGCCAACACUGCGUCGUGGCUCACGACCUCUUAUCUCAUCACUAGCACCGCCUUUCAGCCUCUAUACGGUCGCUUUUCAGAUAUAUUUGGCAGGAGAGUGUCCUUUUUCACCGCCACCAUUACAUUCGUCAUUGGCUGUCUGGGUUGUGGUGUUGCGAGGGAUAUUGUCUUGCUGAAUACGAUGCGGGCGUUGACGGGAAUUGGCGGAGGAGGUCUAAUGACUAUGGCUACAAUUGUCAACUCCGACCUCAUCCCGUUCAGACGUCGGGGCAUGUAUCAAGCUCUGCAAAACGGCAUGCAUGGCUUUGGCUCCAUCUGUGGUGCGUCUUUUGGUGGCUCGAUUGUUGAUACGAUUGGAUGGAGAUGGUGCUUUCUGGUGCAGGUCCCUGUAGGACUGUUCGCAUUGAUCACAGGCCAUCUUGUUCUGCAUCUUCCGCGGCCUAGCCAAACUUUUGGACAAGGGCAGAGUUUUCGGGCGAUCCUGCGACAUGUCGAUAUAUUAGGAGCUCUGCUGCUCAUUCUUGGCCUUUCAAGCCAACUUGUUGGCUUGAGCCUGGGUGGAAAUCAGCUUCCAUGGUCGAGCAUUUGGGUCAUCCUCUCAAUCUUGGCCAGCCUGCUCCUAUUGGGCUUGUUCAUGGUCGUCGAAGCGAAGACGCCGGCAAUUCCUCUGAUCCCGUCGAGAAUGCUCCGCGGGCUCAUGCCCGUAUCCACUCAAAUUGCGAACGUCUGCGUUGGAAUGGCUGCGUAUGCAUUCCUCUUCACUCUCCCGCUCUUAUUCCAGGUAAUACUGCUGGACACGCCUACCAAAGCCGGGGCAAGAUUGGCUAUUCCCUCCUUAGCUACUCCCAUCGGCGGGUUGAUCUCUGGUAUCGUCAUGUCGCGCUGGGGCAAAUUGGCAUUCCUUGUGCGUGCAGGGUGCCUACUGAUGUGCAUUGGAAAUCUGCUCGUGAUGUCUAUCCAAUUCCACGAUGCUGGGUGGAAAUACUUCACCUACGUGAUUCCAGCCAGUCUUGGCCAGGGGAUCGUCUACCCCGGAAUCUUGUUCACGUUUCUCGCUGCAUUUGACCACGCCGGUAAGUUGGGGGCUCUAUCCCAUCGGAAGUUCCGGGCUCAUAACUUCGAUUAG
This is a messenger RNA of Aspergillus pseudoviridinutans, 1371 nucleotides long. RefSeq names its product MDR family MFS transporter. Gene Ontology annotation, molecular function: basic amino acid transmembrane transporter activity. Bases 1 to 1371 code for a protein of 456 amino acids. NCBI's taxonomy places the organism in Eukaryota, Fungi, Ascomycota, Eurotiomycetes, Eurotiales, Aspergillaceae. Gene Ontology annotation, cellular component: fungal-type vacuole membrane. The record is from RefSeq and is a predicted model, not a curated record. The transcript has 4 exons. Gene Ontology annotation, biological process: transmembrane transport; basic amino acid transport.